This is a messenger RNA of Pieris brassicae (large cabbage white), 2665 nucleotides long. RefSeq names its product proline-rich extensin-like protein EPR1. Lineage: Eukaryota; Metazoa; Arthropoda; Insecta; Lepidoptera; Pieridae. The transcript is spliced from 2 exons. Bases 126 to 2348 code for a protein of 740 amino acids. The record is from RefSeq and is a predicted model, not a curated record.
CGGGAAAUAAAUUGUAUCAUAUAUAAAGACGCCCAUACCUUGAAUAAUAUGAAAUGAGUCAAAUUAUGUUUCAACAGCAUCUCUCAGUCUAAAGGAUUCUCUCUGAAUGAACGAUAAGGCUAUAUAUGAUAGAGGGGAGAUGUUUCGCGGCAAAACGUUUUGCGUCGCGGUCUUUAGUACUCGCGUGUGCCGUGACAUGCAGUGAGUGGACUUGUCUGAACAUGAGGCUGUCACUGCACAUCGCGGUGGUGGUACUGUCACUGUACCACACCUGCAAGGCCGAUAGGCUUGUCCGUGCCAUACCUAACCCUAGCCAAAACUAUGCAGUGCUUGGGGAACCGAUCGAUGCAAAUUUAGAUGAAGAUGGCUACUUUUAUCCAAAACCGAAAAUACCGUUUCCGCCACCGACAAGACCUCCUACACCACCACCAGUAAACCCAGAAACAGACGGAUAUUUUUAUGAAAAGCCGCGUAUACCAUUCCCACCUCCUCCACAGCCACCGAGGAUUCCUUCACCACCACCACCAACACAACCACCAAGAACCCCUCCACCUCCACCUCCGCAACCUCCAAGAAUACCGCCAACACCCCAACCACCACGUUUUCCAUAUCAACCGCCAAGGAUACCACAACCCCCACCGCAACCUCCACGGUUUCCACCAUAUCAGCCACCAAGGAUUCCUGAACCAUCCAAUAAUGGGUAUACAUACAAUACGCCACGGAUUCCAUUUCCAGUAUCAACAACAACGGCAAAACCUGUAACUUAUCCUCCUCCUUCUCCACCUUCAACAUAUCUACCACCUACAAGACCACCACCUCCCCCAACUACUAGGCCUCCUCCACCUCCCCCAACCACUAGGCCUCCUCCACCUCCCCCUCCCCCAACCACUAGGCCACCACCACCUCCUCCACCUACUACAAGAGCCCCUCCUCUCACAAAACCACCUUUACCUCCAUCACCCAAAACUCAAACAACUGGUUAUAAUUAUCCUAAACCAACAGUUCCAUUUACAUUCCCUACAAAAGUACCGCCUACACGUCCUCCACCACCACCAACUGCACCAACUUAUUUACCUCCCACACAGAGGCCACCACCACCCAGUCCACCAUCAACUUACUUACCCCCUACCAGACCCCCACCUCCUCCACCCCCUCCAACAACCAGACCACCUCCCCCUCCCCCACCUCCAACAACCAGACCGUCACCACCUCCUCCAACUAGACCUCCUCCUUCACCUUCUCCAAAAACACAAACAACUGGUUAUAAUUAUCCAAAACCAACAAAACCUUUUACGUUCCCUACUAGACCACCUCCAACUAGGCCUCCACCACCACCAAGCCCACCAUCAACAUACUUACCACCGACAAGACCACCACCUCCUCCUACCCGACCGCCAACAAGAGCAACUCCACAACCUACUCGUCGGCCUCCACCACCAAGUCCUCCAUCGACAUACUUGCCACCAACUAGACCACCUCCACCACCAACUCCACCAAGCACUAGACCACCUCCACCACCACCUCCUCCAACGACAAGGCGGCCUCUUCCCCCACCAACGACAAGACAACCUCCUCCCCCAAUAACAAGGCCCCCCCCACCAAUAACACCCAAGACACAAACUACUGGUUAUACUUAUCCACGACCAACAAUUCCCUUCACAUUCCCUACCAGAGCACCGCCCACACGACCUCCGCCUCCACUUAGUACACCAACUUAUUUACCUCCCACUCGACGCCCUCCACCACCUAGUCCGCCGUCCACUUAUUUACCUCCUACUACCAGACCACCUCCACCAACUACUAGACCACCACCACCUCCCACGACUACCAGAACGCCGCCGCCACCAACACCACCAACUACAACACCCAGACCAGUUACUUACUUACCUCCGAGUCCUUCAACAUAUUUACCACCGCCUAGACCGACCCAACCCCCAACUAGGCCACCUCCCCGACCAUCGCCUUCUCCAACAAGACCCACAUUUAGGACUACGGGCUACGAAUAUCCGAAUCCCAAAGUACCCUUUACAUUACCCACCCAACCACCGUACUUGCCACCAUCGCACCCUACGAGACCUCCUCUACCUCCCUCUCCACCACCAACGAGACCUCCCCCUCCCCCUACACCACCACGGACCAGACCUCCACCCACAAGACCACCUUCAACACCAGGCUACACAUAUCCUCGUCCAUCCACUCCCUUCAUCCCCACUGGACCUACAUAUAUUCCUCCUACAAGGCAACCAUACUUCCCGGUAACCACAAAGGCACCUCUCACCACCAGACCACCAUAUGUUCCCGAUGAAGGCUAUUACUACGAUCGACCGAGAGUACCAUUUGUAUUCUAAUCUAGCAAAUAAUUAAUUAUUAAGAUGCCAUAAUAAUUGUGAUACCAAAAUAUUACUAUCGCGACCUAUGUAUUAUAAUAGUUAAUUUCGUAUGUAUCUAAUUAAGGCUGAAAGGUAAACGCUAUUUAUUAUGUAUAAAAAAUACGAAAAAAAAAUAUUUUUCUUUCAUUUUAUAUGUUCUCUAUUUCUAAUACUACGAUCAUUCAAAAUCCUAGUGCUACUAGAAUUUGUGAAUGUUUCCAGUGUUUUAUUUAUAUAUUGUACUAUGUUAAUUAAUUUUAAUGAUCUUAAUACUCAAAGGGAAAUUUCUAAACACU